Messenger RNA from Pelagomonas calceolata, 755 nucleotides. Lineage: Eukaryota; Pelagophyceae; Pelagomonadales; Pelagomonadaceae. The record is from the annotation of a GenBank genome assembly.
CUGGCCGGCCGCCGCCGAGUAGCUUUGGUUUGCGUAGCGCUGCUCGUGCAUCUCUCAGCCAUAGCACAUAUACGGAUUGUGGCCGAGCCCUGCUUGCGCCUGGCAGCAUGCCGUCGCCGCGAAAGCGCUCCCAAAAGCUACCGCUCUACCACAACAAUGGGAAGCGGCGCGCAGAAGACCCGCUAAAAAUCCUGCUCGCGUGGGUCGCGCUGCUCGCCGUCGCGUCGACGAUCUGGAGUCUGCUGCAUCACCACCGGCGGAGCGCGCCGGAGGUCGACAUCCACCCGUCGCUGAUCCACUACGACGCGCGCGGCGGCGCGCUGCUCAACAUCAAUGGCACGGAACCGCCAGAAUACGCGCGGCGCGACUGGCAGCACCUGGGCACGUUCCGCGGCGCCAAGGGCUGCCUCGACGCGGCGCGCGGCCCCGGCGCGGCGCCCUGCCGCAGCCUGCGCCAAGGGGCUGAGUCCCAAUUGUUUCUGCUGGCGCGGAACGGGCGCCUCAUCGUCGGAGGCACGGUCGGCGAAGACCCGAUGCGCUGCGUCGUCGCGCAGGACGGGGGUCUCGACACGGAGCCGUGCGCCGUCGGCGCGACGACGCACGCCGUCUGGACGCACGCGCACGACCGGACGUUGCGCCACCGCGACGGCUCCUGCAUCAUCGCGGCGCGCGCGGAUCUCGUCGUCGUCGGAGACUGCUCGGCGGCGACGCUCGACGAGCGGACGUGGUUUCUCGGGAGGCCGUUGCCUCGGUGA